Molecule: messenger RNA, 2907 nt
Organism: Strongylocentrotus purpuratus (purple sea urchin)
Lineage: Eukaryota; Metazoa; Echinodermata; Echinoidea; Camarodonta; Strongylocentrotidae
Product: urease subunit alpha
Exons: 22
Coding region: 80-2662 (860 amino acids)
Biological process (GO): urea catabolic process
Cellular component (GO): urease complex
Molecular function (GO): nickel cation binding; urease activity
Source: RefSeq, a predicted model, not a curated record
CUGGUUUUCUUUUUAGACCUGGACCACCUAUUGGACCUGGACUGUUUUUUGCCUUGGCCUGCACUACUUGUGAUCCAAGAUGCGGUUGAGUCCAAGAGAGCAGGAGAGCCUGUUGGUUCAUGAAGCAGGCGCCCUUGCUCAGAAGCGCCUUGCGAGAGGUCUGAAGCUGAAUCACCCAGAAACUGUGGCACUCAUUGCAUCUCAGAUGCAGGAGUUUGUGAGAGAUGGAAAACCAGUUUCUGAAUUGAUGAACAUUGGGAGACAGUUAUUAGGUGUCCGGCAGGUCCUGCCUGGUGUUGCAGACAUGAUCCCUGAGGUACAGAUUGAGGCCACCUUCCCGGACGGCACCAAGCUUGUCACGAUCCAUCAACCUGUUGCUAGAGAGAAUGGAGACCUCAGCCUUGCCCUCUAUGGUAGCUUCUUGCCAGUGCCUGAUCUGUCUGUCUUUGACCAGCCACAUUUGUCACAGAACGGUCCAGCUGAUGCACCUCUGGCUGUACAUCCCGGAGAAUACUUUGCAGCGUCGGAUGAACCUAUCACGCUCAACGCUGGUCGGGCAACCAAAAGGUUAAAGGUCACCUCCACCUGUGAUCGUCCCAUUCAGAUUGGCAGCCAUUACCAUUUCAUUGAAGCAAACAAGUAUUUGACCUUUGACCGGCUGGCUUCCCUCGGUAUGAGAUUGAAUAUUGCAUCUGGUACAGCGGUACGCUUCAGUCCUGGAGAGACAAGGGAUGUCAAUCUCGUCGCUAUUGCUGGAAAGAGAGUGAUACGAGGUGGCAAUGGAUUGGUGGACGGACCGGUUUCCAAAGCCUCUGAGAGCUCACUGAGAGAAAAGAUCCAACAGCAUUCCUUCGGAAACCAGGCACAGGCAGAUGCAGAGACUGUUUCUAACUUCACAUGCUUGAUGCCACGACUCAACUACAUUCAUACAUACGGACCAACAGUUGGAGACAAGGUGAGACUUGGAGAUACAUCACUGGUGAUUGAAGUGGAACAUGAUUUAAUCUCUGUGCUAGGUGGACAGCUCAAAUAUGGAGAUGAAUGCAAGUUUGGAGGUGGUAAGGUCUUGCGGGAAGGAAUGGGACAAGCAGCUCAUCUGACAUCAAAAGAUACCCUAGACACUGUCAUCACAAAUGCCCUCAUUGUUGACGCAGUGGCAGGCAUCAUCAAGGCAGAUGUUGGUAUUAAGGAUGGAAUGAUAGUUGGGAUUGGAAAGGCUGGAAACCCCGAUGUGAUGGACGGAGUGACAGCAGGAAUGGCUGUUGGCGUGGAAACAGAAGCCAUCGCUGGAGAAGGGAAGAUCCUGACAGCGGGAGGGUUGGACGCCCAUAUUCAUUUCAUCUGUCCUCAACUCGCCAAGGAAGCUAUUGCAUCUGGACUGACGACUAUGUUUGGUGGAGGAACAGGACCAGCUACUGGUACGUGUGCGACCACCUGUACCCCAGGACCAAACCACAUCAAGAACAUGAUCCAGAGCACCGACGCAUUCCCUCUCAAUUUUGGAUUCACAGGAAAGGGGAACACCUCCAAUUCUGACAAAGAAUCUUGUCGAGAGCUUGAGGAACAAAUUGAAGCAGGAGCGAUUGGAAUGAAGCUGCAUGAGGACUGGGGAUCCACCCCUGAGGCAAUUCGUACAUGUCUGCGCGUUGCUGAGAGGCACGAUGUCCAAGUCAUGAUCCAUACGGACACUCUCAAUGAAUCCUGCUGUGUGGAAGAUACCAUAGCUGCUUUUGAGGGCCGCACCAUCCACACCUAUCACUCGGAGGGUGCAGGAGGAGGCCACGCCCCUGACAUCAUGAAGGUAGUGGGCGUGCCCAAUGUGUUACCCUCGUCUACCAACCCAACCCGCCCCUUCACAGUGAACACCAUCGAUGAACACCUGGAUAUGCUCAUGGUCUGCCACCAUCUUGACAAGAAUCUCAAGGAAGAUGUUGCCUUUGCCGAAUCUCGGAUCCGGGCCGAAACCAUAGCUGCUGAAGAUAUCCUUCAUGAUCUGGGAGCCAUCAGUAUUGUGGCCUCCGACUCACAGGCCAUGGGGCGUGUCGGUGAGGUGAUCACCCGUACAUGGCAGACGGCAGACAAAAUGAAGAUUUUCAGAGGCAGACUGUCAGAGGAAACGGGUGACAACGACAACCUAAGGGUCAAGCGUUACAUUGCCAAGUACACGGUCAACCCGGCCAUUGCCCACGGCAUGGGCCAUCUCAUUGGCUCUGUACAGGUUGGUAAAAUGGCUGACCUGGUUCUCUGGAAUCCGGCAUUCUUCGGAGCUAAACCUGACCUCAUCAUCAAAGGAGGUUACAUUGCUUGGGCACAAAUGGGCAUGCCCAAUGCAUCCAUCCCGACCCCUGAACCUGUCAAGACCAGGAAGAUGUUUGGUGCUUACGGGAAGUCCAUCGGUGAGAACUCUGUCAUCUUUGUGUCCAAGGCAGCAGGUGCAGAGAUCCAACAGAAAUACGGCAUCAGCAAGAAGGCAGUACCUGUCACCAGCUGCCGCUCCCUUAAGAAAAAGGACAUGAUCUUGAACGACUUUUUACCAGACAUAAAGAUUGAUGCAGAGUCUUACAAGGUGACCAUCAAAGAUCGAGGCAAGGAGACAGAUGAGCUCCUGACAUGUCCUCCGGCCAAACGACUCUCUCUUGCUCAACGCUACUUCCUCUUCUAGGUUUAACAUCCGUGCCUUUGUUAGAAGGCUGAUGCAGACAUCAACAUUAGUGAUAAACGAUGUGUACCUGGAAGAAAUUUAAUUCCUUGAAAUGCUUUAGCGCCUUAUCAUGGCAACUCAGCUACAGCCAGGGUAAUACUAUGAUACCUUGUAUUAAGCGCAGUAGUGUAUAUUCAUUUGGUAGCUGCGCUAUAUAAAUUGACCUAUUAUUAUGCUUCGCUUUCAGGACAGGAAUUUGAAAGGGC